Molecule: messenger RNA, 1630 nt
Organism: Amaranthus tricolor (Joseph's coat)
Lineage: Eukaryota; Viridiplantae; Streptophyta; Magnoliopsida; Caryophyllales; Amaranthaceae
Product: PTI1-like tyrosine-protein kinase 3
Exons: 8
Coding region: 305-1399 (364 amino acids)
Biological process (GO): protein phosphorylation
Molecular function (GO): ATP binding; protein tyrosine kinase activity
Source: RefSeq, a predicted model, not a curated record
CGGCCAUACACGCUGGAGUAAUUCGUCGGGACACUAAAAGUUAGAGAGAGAAACAUUUUCCUUGUAAUUAAAGCCUUUCUCACUCUAUUUGCCCAUCUGUCUAUUCUCUUCUCCCUUCUUCUUCUUCUUCUUCCUCUUCUUCUUUCCAUCCCACCAUAAACAAUUCCAUUUCCAUUCCCAAAUUUGAAUUCCUUACUGUUUUUUCUGUUGGCCAGACAAGGCACAUGCCCCGCCUUCUGGCCACUUUGUACGGUUGAACGGAAAAACUAAAGACGAUUUGCAUUUGAAAAAACCGACAAGAAGAAUGCGGAGGUGGCUUUGUUGUACUGGCCAUGUAGAAGACUCUUACCCAUCAAAUGAGGAGCCCUUUAAAAGCCCCAAGAACAAUACAGAAAAGACCUCUAAGAGCCAGAAGGUGUCUACACCUGCAAAUGAAGAUGUUCAUAAAUCAGCACCACCUCCAAUUGAAGUACCAGCCUUGUCUUUGGAAGAGCUUAAGGAAAAAACGGACAACUUUGGAUCAAAAGCAUUAAUAGGUGAAGGUUCCUACGGAAGGGUUUAUUUUGCGACAUUAGAAAAUGGGAAGGCAGUGGCUGUGAAGAAGCUUGAUGUCUCCCAGGAACCCGAGUCCAAUAAUGAGUUUCUGACACAGGUUUCUAGAGUCUCAAGGCUGAAACAUGAUAAUAUAGUAGAGUUGCAAGGGUACUGUGUAGAAGGAAAUAUGAGGGUGUUAGCUUACGAGUUCGCUACAAUGGGAUCCUUGCAUGACAUCUUGCAUGGAAGGAAAGGUGUGCAAGGUGCUCAACCUGGUCCAGUGCUUGACUGGAUGCAGCGAGUAAGGAUUGCUGUUGAUGCUGCAAGGGGAUUGGAAUAUCUCCAUGAGAAGGUUCAACCUUCUAUUAUACACAGAGAUAUUAGAUCUAGUAAUGUCCUGUUGUUCGAGGACUUCAGAGCCAAGAUUGCAGAUUUUAACCUUUCAAAUCAGGCUCCUGAUAUGGCUGCUCGUCUUCAUUCUACCAGAGUUUUGGGAACUUUUGGCUAUCAUGCACCAGAGUAUGCAAUGACUGGGCAGUUGACCCAAAAGAGUGAUGUAUAUAGUUUCGGUGUGGUUCUUUUGGAACUUCUGACUGGCCGCAAACCUGUGGAUCAUACUAUGCCACGUGGUCAGCAAAGUCUUGUAACUUGGGCAACCCCGAGGCUGAGUGAAGACAAAGUUAAGCAGUGUGUUGACCCCAGAUUGAAGGAUUACCCUGCAAAGGGUGUUGCUAAGUUGGCUGCUGUAGCAGCGCUUUGUGUUCAAUAUGAAGGGGAAUUUAGGCCAAACAUGAGCAUUGUUGUCAAAGCACUCCAACCUUUAUUGAAGGCACCCGCACCUGCUCCAGCUCCGGAGGCAGCGUAAUGCAGUGUGUUCCCGACAAAACUUGUCAUGGUUGUUAUGUUGGAAAGUUUUCUACAAUUAUUUCCCCUUUUUUUCUAUUCGAUUUUUUAAAUUCGUUCCCGAGCUAAGCUAAUGGAUUUCGAUGUGGGGAAAUGAAGUGUUUGAUGGCUUAAACUCUUUUGUAUGAAAAUGAGAGGGAUGUAGCAAAUUCUCUGUUUCUGAUUGUUGAGGUGUUUGGCAAAUUAUGUUGGC